Molecule: messenger RNA, 2571 nt
Organism: Emericellopsis atlantica
Lineage: Eukaryota; Fungi; Ascomycota; Sordariomycetes; Hypocreales; Bionectriaceae
Product: citrate synthase-like protein
Exons: 2
Coding region: 439-2403 (654 amino acids)
Biological process (GO): tricarboxylic acid cycle; acetyl-CoA biosynthetic process; fatty acid biosynthetic process
Cellular component (GO): cytosol
Molecular function (GO): ATP citrate synthase activity
Source: RefSeq, a predicted model, not a curated record
GCUCCGUUCUUUUGUCACCUCCAUCCAGGGGUUAGCGCGUUCACGGCUAGUGCUGUUGUAGCGGCUGCGCUGACCUGCAGGGCCACAAGCUCUGCCCCGCUAAAAUUUUGGCUGCAGCCGGGCCCCGAAUCCAAGGAAGGCACGCCUGAGCCUCGUCCACUUUGGCGGGCACCCGAACGCACCGCACCUCCAAUUGCACCUGGAAAGCUCCAGUCCCCUUCGCUCACCUCCAUCAACAGGUUGAUCUUUCUCUCUGCCCUCCUCCUGAACCUUCACCUCCUUCCCCUACAUUCUGUCUCAUACUGCCUCUGUUUUCAUCUUCCUCUCCUUCUCUAAUACCACUGCCUGUGCACACGAGGGCAGCUCCCAUUACAUCUGUGCUCACUGCUGACCGGCCAUCCCACCUUUCAGCUCCCCCGCGACCACAAGCCUCUCAUCAUGGCUGCCAACGGCAACAAGGGCCUCUCGGCCAACGACAAGAUCCAGCGUUUCGCAGCGCCUAGCCGGUCCAUGAGCCCAAUGCCUUCGCACGCUCUCUUCAGCGACAAGACCAGGUGCUUCGUCUACGGUCUCCAGCCCCGUGCCGUUCAGGGCAUGCUCGACUUCGACUUCAUCUGCAAGCGCAAGACCCCAUCAGUUGCUGGCAUUAUCUACACCUUCGGCGGUCAAUUCGUCUCCAAGAUGUACUGGGGUACCAGCGAGACUCUGCUGCCCGUCUACCAGCAGGUCGAUCAGGCCAUGAGCAAGCACCCCGAUGUCGAUGUCGUGGUCAACUUUGCCUCGUCCCGCAGUGUCUACAGCUCCACCAUGGAGCUGAUGGAGAACCCCCAGAUCAAGACCAUUGCCAUCAUUGCCGAGGGUGUGCCCGAGCGUCGCGCCCGUGAGAUCGCCCACGUUGCUCAGAAGAAGGGUGUCACCAUCAUUGGCCCUGCCACCGUUGGUGGAAUCAAGCCCGGGAGCUUCAAGAUCGGUAACACUGGUGGUAUGAUGGACAACAUUGUCUCCUCCAAGCUCUACCGCAAGGGCUCCGUUGGCUACGUCUCCAAGUCUGGCGGCAUGUCCAACGAGCUCAACAACAUCAUCUCCACAACCACCGACGGUGUCUACGAGGGUAUUGCUAUUGGUGGUGACCGCUACCCUGGCACCACCUUCAUCGACCACAUGCUCAGAUACCAGGCCGACCCUGAAUGCAAGAUUCUCGUCUUGCUUGGUGAAGUUGGUGGUGUAGAGGAGUACAAGGUCAUUGAGGCCGUCAAGCAGGGCGUCAUCACCAAGCCCAUCGUGGCCUGGGCCAUCGGUACUUGCGCCAGCAUGUUCAAGACCGAGGUUCAGUUCGGUCACGCUGGUUCCUUUGCCAACUCACAGCUCGAGACGGCUGCCAACAAGAACAAGUCCAUGCGUGAGGCUGGUUUCUACGUCCCCAACACCUUCGAGGAUCUUCCUCAGACCUUGACCGAGGUCUACCAGAAGCUUGUCAAGGACGGCACCAUCACUCCCCAGCCUGAGCCUGCUGUGCCCAAGAUCCCCAUGGACUACUCCUGGGCUCAGGAGCUUGGCCUCAUCCGCAAGCCUGCUGCCUUCAUCUCCACCAUCUCCGACGACCGUGGUCAGGAACUCCUCUACGCCGGCAUGCCCAUCUCGGACGUUUUCAAAGAGGACAUCGGCAUCGGUGGUGUCAUGUCUCUUCUGUGGUUCCGUCGCCGCCUUCCCAAGUACGCCUCCAAGUUCUUGGAGAUGGUUCUCAUGCUCACGGCCGACCACGGUCCCGCCGUGUCUGGUGCCAUGAACACCAUCAUCACAACUCGUGCUGGCAAGGACCUGAUCAGCGCUCUUGUCUCUGGUCUCUUGACCAUUGGUUCGCGCUUUGGUGGUGCCCUCGAUGGCGCUGCUGAGGAAUUCACCAAGGCUUUUGACAAGGGUCUGAGCCCCCGUGAGUUCGUCGACGGCAUGCGCAAGGCCAACAAGCUCAUUCCCGGUAUCGGCCACCGCAUCAAGUCCCGCAACAACCCCGAUCUGCGUGUUGAGCUGGUCAAGGAAUACGUCCUGGCCAACUUCCCCAACCACAAGCUGCUCGACUACGCUCUGGCUGUCGAGACCGUCACCACUUCCAAGAAGGACAACCUGAUCCUCAACGUUGAUGGCUGCAUUGCCGUCUGCUUUGUCGACCUUGUCCGCAACUGCGGCGCUUUCUCUGCGGAGGAGGCUGAGGACUACCUGAAGAUGGGUGUUCUCAACGGUCUCUUCGUUCUCGGCCGCAGCAUUGGUCUCAUUGCUCACUUCCUCGACCAGAAGCGUCUGCGCACUGGCCUGUACCGUCACCCCUGGGACGAUAUCACCUACCUUCUGCCUUCCCUCGCCCAGGGCCAACCAGGGUCUGAGGGCCGCGUGGAGGUGUCUGUGUAAGGGUUUUAUGUUGAUGACGCGGUUUGAAAUUAAGGUGUUUGCUGGAUCUGGGGUAGAGCGAGAUGUAUGAAAGCCUGGAAUGAUAUGGCGCUAGAGCUAUAACACCUUGAUGGUUUACUAGAAUAUAAUGACCAAACUACCUAUUGUUAUCUUCUGUGUUCUUGCGUG